Molecule: messenger RNA, 1254 nt
Organism: Medicago truncatula (barrel medic)
Lineage: Eukaryota; Viridiplantae; Streptophyta; Magnoliopsida; Fabales; Fabaceae
Product: receptor-like protein EIX1
Exons: 1
Coding region: 1-1254 (417 amino acids)
Source: RefSeq, a predicted model, not a curated record
AUGACCAUUCUUACUACACAAAUUUCACUUCUUUUGCUUUUACUUUUAUCUAUAACCACAUUCUACAAAAGCUUGUGCAGCAAUCACACAGUGGUUGGAUGCAAUGAGAAAGAUCGAGAGACACUCUUAACCUUCAAACAAGGAAUCAAUGACACUCUUGGUCGGAUAUUAACAUGGUCAACCGAAAUAGAUUGUUGUGCUUGGGAAGGAGUCCACUGUGACAACAUUACUGGAAGAGUUACAAAACUUGAUCUCAAUGGAAAAUCUAAUUUUGACAAUGAGCCAUUUUUAAAAGGUGAGAUGAAUCUUUGUAUUCUAGAACUUGAGUUUCUCAGUUACUUGGAUUUGAGUCUGAAUGAAUUUGAUGUGAUAAGAUUUCCAUCCAUUCAACACAACAUCACACAUUCAUCUAACCUUUUCUACCUUGACUUAUCCCCCUUCCGUUAUCAUGAUCACGGUCCUCUUCACAUGGAUAAUCUUGGUUGGCUUUCUCCACAUUCUUCCUUGAAAUAUCUCGACCUUAGUGGAAUUCAUCUUCAUAAGGAAACCAAUUGGCUUCAAAUAGUGAAUACACUUCCUUCACUAUUAGAAUUACAGUUGAGUCAUUGUAACCUGAACAAUUUCCCAUCUGUUGAGUAUUUGAAUUUGUCUUUACUUGUAACUCUUGAUCUUUCUUUAAACAAUUUCACCUCUCAUUUACCUGAUGGGUUUUUUAAUCUCACCAAAGAUCUCACUUAUCUUGACCUUUCACAGAGUAAUAUAUACGGUGAGAUACCUUCAAGCUUGCUAAACCUUCAAAAUUUGAGAGACCUUUAUCUCUCUUAUAACCAACUACAAGAAUCAGUUCCAAAAGAAAUAGGCCAACUUGCCCAUAUUCAACAACUUGAUCUCUCUGAAAACCAACUACAAGGAUCUAUUCCUUCAACUCUAGGAAACCUCUCUUCCCUAAAUUACUUAUCUAUUGGCUCUAAUAAUUUCUCUGGUGAAAUUUCAAAUUUACAUUUUUCCAAACUCUCUAGUAAAUCAUUUAGACUUGAUUUGUCUUACAACUCCUUCUCAGGAUCAAUUCCACAUAGUUGGAAGAACUUGGAAUAUUUAUUUUACAUUAACUUGUGGAGUAAUAGACUGUCUGGUGAGGUUCUAGUAAACCUCUCCGAUUGGAGACGAUUGCAAUUCAUGAACUUGGGAGAAAAUGAAUUUUCUGGAACCAUACCAUUGAACAUACCACAAUAUUUAGAAGUAUUCAUAUACUGA